Podospora pseudopauciseta is the source of this 1545-nucleotide messenger RNA. RefSeq lists its product as uncharacterized. The record is from RefSeq and is a predicted model, not a curated record. Lineage: Eukaryota; Fungi; Ascomycota; Sordariomycetes; Sordariales; Podosporaceae. The transcript has a single exon. The coding region runs from base 1 to 1545 and encodes 514 amino acids.
AUGGAGUCCCAGGGAGCUCCAGGAGCUUCGCAGCAGCCACGGAGCCGCAAGCGCCAGCGCACCUCCAGGGUGCCGGAAGCCGGAAAUACUGCCUCUCCAGCACUCACCCCUGUCAGCCAGCUCCCCCAGGGCUGGGGGGCUGCCAUGGCAAACAGCAACCACCCCCAGGCCGUGCGCAGCCAUGUCAUUGACACCGUGCCAAUUCAGUCCAGCUUCUCGUCACAGCAGCUCGACAGAUCCCAUGAGCCAGACGGCUUGAUGAACAGCUACAGCAACCAACAUCAUAAUGCCCAUUCCCAGUACCCCGAUCCCCAACCCACCCUCGCCUCCGCCCCGCAUCCCGACACGUCUGGUCUGAGCAGUCUGAGCAACCUAGCCGGCGAGCAGCACCAGCAUCACGGCCAGCACCAACAACAGCACCCUCACCAGCAGCACGCCCACCACCAUCACCCUUCCCAGCAGGCGCAACAGCAGCAGCAGCAGCAGCAGCAGUCGCAACAGCAAUCCCAACCCCAACAACAACAGCCGACCCAGCACCAACACCAACAGCAGCAGCAGCAGCAGCAGCAGCGCCCUAGUAUCAGCGUGAACCCAUCAGCAGCCAAGCCUGACAGCCGCGCUCUCUUCCAGCAGCAAUACGGCGGUGUUAAGCACACCGCUGGUGAUUCCCCUCCCGCAAACGUGGCGAACCCAACCUCCGCCGGUCCUUCCUACUCGAAUCUGCCGGUCUGGCACGGCACGCCCACUCCCACCGGCUCGUCGCAACCCGCGCCUCAGCUUGGCUCGGCCUCCUCGAUGCCACCGCAGUCGCCAGUACCAGGCAUUCCUGGCGGAGGUGGCCUGGGCCCGCCUCCAGAAAGCAUAUAUCAGACUUUCGACGAGCUGCUUGCCGCAGUACAGCGCCAUGCGAAGGAGCAAGGUUAUUCCAUUGUGAAGCUACGCGCCAGCAACUACCGCGAUGGUAAGCCGACGCGCUACGACCUUGUAUGCGAUCGCGGCGGAGUCAAGUACAACAGCACGGCCAAGAAGCGCAACCCAAGCACGCGCAAGGUUGAUUGCCCAUGGCGGGCCAAGGCCGUGUGCGAGGUCAACUUGGGCAAUCAGUGGAGGUUCGUUGUCCAGGAGGUCCGGCAUAACCAUGAGGCGCGUGUUGCUGCGGCUCAACCGGGACAAGAAAACACACCUGUCGCGCAAAGUAUCCGCAGCCUCAAUCAUAAAAUCGACCGCAUCUCCCAUGAGAUGAGCCAGGGUUUCAGUCGAUUGGAACAGGUCGUUGUGCAGCGCUUGGACAACAUGGAGAAGCGAUUAGAAGCUCUUGAGACAGGUCGACCAGCAAUGCUCGGAAAUGGUGGUGUACCGUCCAUGGGAACACCAAGCAUGCCAACUGCUAAUAUGGGCGGCGGCAAUAUGGGCAAUGCCCCGAUGACGAACGGAGGUAUGCAGCCGCUUGUGGAUAGUAGGAUGGGGGCACUGGAAAGCCGCUUGACUCAGAUCGAAAUGAUGGAAGAAGAUCCAUCACGCCUCUCGCUCAUGGUCAACACCUAG